This is a messenger RNA of Patella vulgata (common limpet), 10265 nucleotides long. RefSeq names its product nucleolar protein dao-5. The transcript has 14 exons. The record is from RefSeq and is a predicted model, not a curated record. NCBI's taxonomy places the organism in Eukaryota, Metazoa, Mollusca, Gastropoda, Patellidae. Bases 127 to 3660 code for a protein of 1177 amino acids.
UAAUUGCCGCCCGGAAGCUGUAGAAAACGAAAUAAGCAGCGUACAAAGUGUGUAUUUCUAAAUUUCUUGAUAACGUCUUAAAACAGCCAAUUUGGAAUUGCUAGUGGGUUGGCUCAAAGGCUACAAAUGGCGGCAGAUAACACAAGCAGCAUGGUGAUGGUGGAUUGUACAGCGUGUGCUCAUCCAAUAAAUCUAGAAAAACACAAAAAACUUCGAACACAUCCAGAAUUUAAUGUGGUGAUCUGUAAGAAAUGUUGGGAUUUUUUAAAGAGUGGUGAGAUAUCAAAAGAUGAAGAUGGUUAUGAUGAACAGUGUCGAUGGUGUGGGGAUGGUGGAGAAUUACUUGGUUGUGAUUACUGUACUAAAAGUAUUUGUAAGAAUUGUAUCAAACGAAACUUCAGUAAAGAUAUCCUAGCUUCAAUAAUGGAUGAAAAUGCUAAAUGGGAGUGCUAUGGUUGUAAUUCAAGUCCCUUGGCUAAUCUGGUCACAGAAGCUAAAGAAUUAUUAGAAUAUGUCAAGGAAAAAAGAACAGAAGAUGGAAAGGGAGAUUCAGAUUCUGAAGACAGUGAAAAAAAGUCUUUUAAGAAUGAAAAGAAAAAAUCUAAAGACACUGAGGAAGAUACCAAAAAAUCCAAAAGUGACAAAACCAAAAAAAAGAAAGCAGAUGAAAUCGAUGAAGAUUAUUCAGAUGCAGAAGUUAAAAAAUCAAAGAAGACAGCAAAGAAACCUACAAUAGAAAAUCGUGGCAGUAAGUCAAAAGAUUUAGUUGACACCGAUGAUGAAGAUGAUGGUGAAAACAAGCAAUCCUCAAAGAAAGAGAAAAAGAAAGAUUUAAAGAAAAAGGAUAGUGAUAAUAAUGAUGAUAAUAAUGAAGAUGACAAAAAGUCCUCUCGGAAAACCAAGAAGAAAGAUCCAAAGACAGUAAACAGUGAUGAUGAUGAAGAUGACAAGAAAUCCUCAAAAAAAGAUAGAAAAACAGACACAAAGAUUGUUGACAAUGAAGACGAUGAUGAUGACGAUUACAAAAAGUCUUCAAAGAAUAGUGAAAAGAAAGACCCAAAGAAAAGAAAGGGAGCAGAGAGUGAAGAAGAUUCUGAUGCUGAAAACAGUAAAACAUCCCCCAAAAAAGCCAAAAAGGCAGAUAUCAAGAAAAAGAAAAUUGAUGAUGAUGAUUCAGAUGAUGAUGAUGCGAAGAAGACCAAAUCACGCAGCACACGUCGAAAAGCGUCAAACGUUAAAGCUAAUAAAAAAACGGGUGACUCCGACUCAGAUUCUGAGUCAAGGGGUAAAAGAAAAAAGAAGAAAGAGGCAACAACAGACAAAAAGAGUAAAGCUAAAGACAGCGACGGAGAUUCGGAUGAGGAUGUCAAACCCAAGCCACGUACAAACUCUAGGGGUCGACCAGCUAAAAAGAAAUCUGACAUCGAGGAGGAUUCAGAUGAUGAGGAUGCCAAACCCAAGCCCCGUACAAACUCUAGGGGCCGACCAACUAAAAAGAAAGCAGACAUCGAGGAGGAUUUGAAUGAUGAGGACGCCAAACCCAUGUCCCGUAGGGGCCGACCAACUAAAAAGAAAGUUGACAUCGAGGAGGAUUCGGAUGAUGAGGACACCAAACCCAAGCCCUGUACAAACUCUAAGGGCCGAACAACUAAAAAGAAAGCUGACACAGACGCUGAUUCAGACGAUGAGGACGCCAAAACAAAGUCCCGUAGGGGCCGACCAACUAAAAAGAAAGCUGAAACCGAAAGUGAAUUAUCAGAUGCAGAGUCCAAAAAAAGUAAAUCAAAACCGAAAAGAUCAACUAAAAAGGCAGUAAAGGACUUUGAUUCAGAUGACGAAGACAGUCCAAAGAAAAGAAAAUCUAGUCGUAAACCAAACAAAAGUAAAGAAUUACUCGAUAAUGAUUCUAGUGAUUCAGAAUCUCAAACCAAGAAAAAAACAAAUAAGAAGAUGGAUGAUAGUGACUUCGAAAUGGAGGAGGAGGAGGGAUAUGCCAAGCGUGGAAAACAGAAGGACGAUUCCGCAGAAGAAGUUGAUUAUGAAGAUUUCUUGAAGGAAGCAAAGAAAAAUACGAGUAGAUCAGCCAGUAAGCGGAAGAUAGCCACAAUUACUGCAAAGAAAUCUACACCAGCAUCAAAACGUUCAGGAUCUAGUAAAGAAACUCCUAAAAGUCGUAAAGAUCGUUCUGUGUCAGAAACCCCAACACCUAGAUCAAGAUCUCAGAAGACUAAAAAAGUUGAGCCGAAACCGAAAUCAACGCCCAGAUCAACAAGUAAAGAUACUGGUGGUAAAAAGACAAGUUGUACGGCCUGUGGAUCCGGUAUUAACAUAUCUAAAGAUGUACCAUUUCAGCAUCCAGAUCUAGAUGUUGUCAUCUGUCAGGAUUGUAAUGACUUCCUUAACAGCGGUGAGAUUACAAAAGAUGAGGAUGGUCUAGAUGAACAAUGUAGUUGGUGCGGUGAGGGUGGAGAAUUACUUGGAUGUGAUUUCUGCGAUCGUGUCUUCUGUCAGGCUUGUAUCAAGAGAAAUUUUGGCAAUGCGAAUUUAAAGGCUUUACUAAAUGCUGAUGAGGAUGUAAAAUGGAAGUGCUAUGUGUGUGAUACAGCACCUCUUCAGACUUUAGUUGAUCAAAGUAAACAACUGUUCGAGAAAAUAGCGAGCGCUAACAUAGAAUCGGCAGCUAAAGGCUCUAAGUCGAAAUCUUCUGCGUCACUUACUGUUUUCAGUGUGAAGCCUGCCGGUGUGGCUGAUAAAGUCAGCAAAAUUCUCGACGCAUCGCAAUCGUUGCAGUCUCUGCUAGAAACAUUAAGAGGAGAAAGUUCAGUGGUUGGCUAUAGUGAUGAGAAAGAUUGCUCUAAAAGGCUAGAGAAAGCAUUAAACGUUUUUUUUAAAUCUGUUGAUGAAAUCGUUAAAACUGAACCACCGAAACCCAAAUCUCCAAGCAAAAGUAAUUUGGUGAAAAUGGACACUGAUGAUGAAAUCCAAUCUCCGUCGAAGAAAAGUAAAUCUAAAAGUGAUACAACUCCGGAAAAGAAAGACGAACCAUCUAAAAUGGUUUUGUCAGAUAUCAGUGACUUUAGCAAUAGCGCUGAUGAAGAAGAGAAGGAUGACAAAAAAAAGAAAAUCGAUGAUUUCUUAAAGGAUGAUUCGGCUUGGUGUGAGGUUUUCGGAAAUAAAGGCCAGAAAGAUGAGAAAGAAAAGGAUGAAGAAAAGAAAGAGGUAGAAUCUGAAAACGACAAAAGUGAGUCUGGGGACAAGACAAAGACAGGGGAUGAACCAGUGGAAAACAGUAUUAAUUCUGAGGAUAAAACAGAGGACAAGGAAGACAAAGAGGAGGGAAAUUUGGAAAGCAAAGACGAGCAAGCUGCGGAACCCGUGAAGAGCGAGGAAAAGGUCAUUAAUAAUGCCGGAGAUGCUGAAGAGAAAUGUGAAGAAAAUGGAAAUGAAGAUAUGGAAAAAGAUGCUGGAGUUGAAAAAAAUGUGGGAGAAGAAAAAGGCAAAGAUGAAGAAAAAGAUUCCAAAACUGAAGAAGAACAAGAAGGCAAAACCAACGGACUUAGUGUGAAGCGUAAUUUGGAGGACUCCACUAGUGACAAUGAAAAUAAAAAACCCAAAUUAAGUGGGGAUGAUGAUUCUGAAUUACCUUCAUUUGACUGUUAAUUAAAUUUCAAAUUUUUGAAAUCAUUUUAUUAUAUAAUUGACCAGUUGUUGAAAAUAUUUGUCACACAUUUAUCCUUAGUUUUCUACGCAAAAUACAUCUCAGAUUUUCAUUAAAAAAUGAUUUUUUUAGGGUGUUGUUAACCAAACUUUUAGGAGUUUUUAGCUUGAAAUCUAUACAUUUUUGAUAUAGUUUAAUUUUAGUAGGAAAGAGUAUAAUCAUUUGUAUCUUCAGGAUUUUAGGGAUUUUAAUAGAUAUUUGAAAAUCCCUGCACAACAGCAGUACAAAAUCAUUGUUAGGUUGAAAUGAGAGGUGGUUUAUUCAUCUUUAUAACGUUUUGGCUUAAAGACCCUUUUAAAUAUCUAUUUAUGUCUGCUCUCACCGCUGGCAUAAUCCUUUAAGAUCCUAUUGUGUUUUUUUACGAUAUUUGAACAAAUUCAGGGUAAUUGAUUCAAAGUUGUUAGCGUUUCCAGAAGUUGCACAUUAUCUCAUUAAAUAAAUCUGUCGGAUCGUCAUGCUUUAUUUUACCUCCAAGUCAAGAGACACAUCAAAGGGAAGAUAAUAACUCGUUGAAUGACUUGAUAAUUAUAUUUUUGUAUGCUCGCGUUUAAAUUGUUGAACAUUGCAGUGUGCCACAGAAGAAUCAAGGGUUUACAGCUACUUUUUAGUUACUGAAUGUGGCCACCUUUCUGUAUUGCUCAGAUGACUUGGAUGCUUUUGAAAACACAUACCCUGCAUUUGAAUUUAAGAUUAUUUUCUUUUAUGUUGUUUUUAUCAAAAUUAAAAAAAAGCUUAGGUCCUACCCAAAAAAUAUUCUGGUUAUCAGACAAUCCUUCCCAGAAAUCUGAUACAUAUGGGAGAAUAUUAUUUUUGUGUUUUUUUGGGUUAUUUGUCAAAUGAUCACUACUUGGCUAAAUGAGAUUGUUUUUAUUCAGCCCUAUUAAAGUGUGGAGCCACCGUGUCUCGGUGAGUAAAAUGAUUGCUCGCUAACCCAGAGGUCCUGCGUUUGAUCCCGAAGUUAGUCGUGAAAGUCCAUCAGGAUUUUCUGGCUUGGUUCGCUAUCGUCUGUGGUAAAGGAGAGUGGGCCUGUCAAGGUACAACGUAUAGUCGUUUGGAUGGGAUUGAAACAAAAACAGGUCCCGUGUGCACGUAUAAGGACCCUGGCAAAAUUCCCCAUAAAGCCCACUGUAUGGCAUGUGCCUGUCUUCAUUAACCCUUUCAGGGCAGAAUGGGGGGUUGGAUGGCCGAAUGGUUAGUACGUGCAUGCUGUAUCAUAAGGUCUGGUGUGGUUUCGAUUCUCUGGUUAUAUGUGACCAGGAGUAGGGUCGCCUGUCCAACCUCGUGGGUUUUCUCCGGAUUCUCCGGUUUCCUCUCACUGCUAAAGACCCCUACACACAAGCGAAUUAUUGAAAUAAAGUUGAACCAUGUGUUAGUUUGUGUCGAGUGGACGUUAAACCCAUCUCUCUCUCUCUCUCUAAGGACCUUCAAUUUCAUUUCAUUUCCUUUUAAAAUGAUACAGGAUUAUCUGAUCAAUAGAAUAUAUUUUUUAAAUGACCUUAUUUUGAAUUGUAAAUAUGUUUUUUCUCUCUCUCUUAACUGAUAUGCUAAUGAACUUGUUAGGAAAUAGCAAUUUUUACAAAAUUUUCCGAUAUAGAAUUAUUAUUGGGAGAAGAUGUUGGGGAUUUGAGGGGUAAAUAGGCUAUCUGAAUGGGAUUGGGGAACAGGCCUGUCCUACAGUGUAUGUAAUACCCUUUCCCUUAAUAUUUAUCUACCAGUUGAUUUCGUUCCUUGAGCGAUUCUAAAUUUUUAUGUGAAGAUUUCAUUGAUUAUUCACUCCCUUCCUUUAAUGGUGAUUAUAAUAUAGAAUACAGGCAGCCUAAUGACCAUCGAAAAAUGUCAACACUUACCUCCAAACAAAUAACCCACAGAUGGAUCUCGAUCUGAUCAUCCGCGCCACAGGAGUAAGAAAAGGUUGACACAUUUCCAUUCAUGAUUCAGCAUUUAAUUUGUCCCUUUCAAUCCAUGGCAUCAUUCUACCACCCAGUUCUGUGGGUUAUUGCUUUGGACGCAGUGUUGACAUUUUGCGACAAUCCAUAACACACAUGAUGUAAAGGACACAAGACUUAAUAUCAUUGCAUGCAAGUAUUUGGUAUAUAUUUCCGCCCUUCCCCCAUUAUUUGUAUAUAACAUAUCGGUGUUGUAUUAACAUUUAUAUAAAUGUAUUAAAUCGUUCUCGAGCUGUAAAUUGAAAGCUUAUUGAAAUAACAAAUGUUUGUAAACUAUAUUUGUUAUUCUUAAACGUUGUUUUAACUUUAAAAGAAAAAGAACUGAAGAAAAUGAAAUUCUAAAUAUUAGGAUGAUUAUGAUUGAUAUUUUUGAUUUUUUCUUUGAAUAGAAUAGAACAUUUUAAAUUGUACAUUAAUUUGCUAAAUCCUGGUUUCUUUAUCCAUCUUCAUUGGCCUAGUCAGAUGUUAAAUCAUUUUAUUUUCCAUUAAUAAAUAACAGUACUUUAUUCCUUAUAUGCUGUCGACUAGGAUCUAGAGCUUAUAAUUUUAAAUUGUACUUUGGUAUGUUAAAAUACUUCCCCAUUUUUUUUAUGCCGGUCAAUCCAGGGCAAAGAUUACACAAAACACUCUCAGACUUAAGAAUUUACUCAACUUUCAAUCACGUUCAAUAUCUUUGAUCCAGAAACACAAAAAUUUGCGCUUAGUUUCUUGUUCAAGUAUUUGAUACAUUAAAACAACAAAAGUUUUAUUAAGGGCUAUAUUUGAGUUAAAAUAAGGUGAACAAAUUGGAGUCAAUUUUUUAACUUAAACCUGAGAAUGUUUUCUGAAAUCGGGGCCAAGACUUAUGGUACUUGUACUUAAGGUUACCGGUAUUUAUCUAAUCACAAGUUAAUAUGUGUGCAGGGAACAUUGUAUAGUCGUUUGGAUGGGACGAAAAACCUAGGUCCCGUGUACACAUUGGCGUGCACGUUAAAGAUCCCUUGGCAGUUAGAAUUUAAUAUGAGAGUAGGCCGUAGCCACCUGUCUGGGCAAAAUUUCGUUCAUUGCACACUGUAUGGCGUAUGCCUGUCUCAUUAGCCCAGUCGGAGCAGAACAGUAAGAUGUUAAAUCCCAUUUCAUUUCAUUUUUAUAUACGCCCACAUGGAAAUUUGGUCAUAUAUUGCCAUAGCCUUGGUCCGUCGUCCAUAAUUUCGUGUGAACACGAAGAAGCCUAUUUACUUUCAUCAAUUUCCAUUAAUUUCUUCUGGUGUUUCGGCCCAUGUUACCACUCUGUUUAAUGCUGUGAAUGCUCUUAACAACAAAAGUUUUCAUCCAAGCUGUAUAAAAUUUAUAUACAUCAUUUGAAAUUAGUGAAACGAAGAAGCCUAUGGCCCUUGUUUCACUUUCUUGAACCUUGUUAACGCUCUAACGACAAGUCGUUAUCCAAUUAGUGAAACAAAAAAGCCUUUUGAAUAACAGCAUUUUCCGUUAAUUAUGUCUAGAGUUAUGGCACUUGUUUCACUUUGUUGAAGGUAGUGAGCGCUCUAAUGACAAAAGUUGUGCUUAGUGAAACAAAAAAGCCUUUUGAAUAUCAGCAUUUUCCGUUAAUUAUGUCUAGAGUUAUGGCACUUGUUUUACUUUGUUGAAGGUAGUGAGCGCUCUAAUGACAAAAGUUGUGCCACCUAUAUGAGCGCUCUAAUGACAAAAGUUGUGCCACCUAUUACCAGUGUCCGAAACAAACAUUCUCCACGCACAGGCCUGCAGGACCUGUGUGACACAUGAUCAUGUGGGUACCUCAGGUGACACGCAGGCCCAACCAAUAAUAAUAUUUAUAAGAAUAAAUAUGCGACGACCGCUCGGACGAUUUAGCUGCUGUGGGCACAUUUUUCGUUGCCCGGUAACCCAUCUUUGAUUCCAAGAUGACAGCGUGAACAUUAUGCACUGUCUAUAGUACACUUAUACAUGAAUAAUCGUUUACAUUUACAUUUUAAAAAACAAAUAGCCAGUCUUAACUCGUUAGAAGUCCUAAUUCUGAAACUGAAUUUGUUAGAUAUAAUGAUUACAAAUCUUAAAUUCAUAUACUGUUUCCCAUUGUCGUAAAAAAAAAAAAAAAAAGGUGUAGACUCGGCCUCAUUAGAUCAUGAAUCAUUCCUUCAGUAUUAAUAUGCAAUAAAGCUUAUAUAUGUGUAACGUGAUAUAUGCUAUUUGUUGUAAUGUGUUAACCUAGUGAUGACAAGGAGAUUAAAUAUUGGUUUUUCGUUAAUGUUUGAUUAUCUUAGGAAUUAUUUACAUAAUACCUUAAAUCUAAAUACAAAACUUGUUAUUUAAAUAACAUUUACUAAUUGACAAGCAUAAAUAAAUAUUAUUAGACCUGCCUACUGCAUCAGAGUUUUGAUAAGGAUUGUCUGAAAACCAGAAUACUUUUACUUACUCAGCUUUUCUUAAAGGGAUGUUUCCACUAGGUUUCUGUACUGUCUGGAUCAAUGCCUGAUGAAGACUGGACAAGCCUAGUAGAAACAUCACUGUAUAAAUAAAAAGCAAGCUAUGUAAUUGAUGUGUAAAAGUUGUACAAUUGUUAAGGUUAAUUGACGUAAAUUCUGCUUAGGAAGUUAAAGAAAGUCAUCUCAAAAUUUUAUAGUUGUGUAACUUUUAGUGACUUGGAAAUUGGAAUACCCAUGUAUAAUUUAGGAAUUUUUAGAUGCUGAUUGGUCAAUUAACCUGGAAAGUACUAUAGUACAGUAUUUUUUCAGUGACAUUUAGUAAUUGAACUGGAAUAUUCUGGACAUAAUUCUAUGGAAUACAAUAAUUGCUUUUUACUGAGGGAUGUUUCGACUAGGUUUCUCUAGUCUCAAUCAUUGCUUGAUAAUGUCUAGAGAAGCCUAGUCGAAACGUCGCUCAGUUAUAAACGGUUAUUGUAUUUCAGAGAAUUGUGACCAGUGUAUAGAAAAUAGUAUACUUACUUAAAGAUGCAUUUAUUUUGUGGCAUUAUUAAUAUUUGUAUCCAAUUAUUGUAGAUGUUUCAAUUUUUAUCAUUUUAAUCGUGAAGUUUUUAUUAUAGUAAUUUGUUUUGGGGUAAUUUUUAAACAUUUAAAAUUGGAACAAAUUAAAUGUCUUCAAUUUAAAGUAAAAUGUGUAUAUGUUAUUGGGAUUGUUAAUAUGAAGUUAAGUUGAGCAAUAGUCAGUAUUUGUAACGUUUAUGUCUAUAGAGAUUAUCGUCUGAAACCAGUGAGUUCGGUGAUGGCCGGGGUCAGAUUAAGAACAAUACAGAUUUUGGUGUCCCCAUAUAGGCUUAUAUGUAAUUCCAAAUAUAAACAAUAAUAAAACAUGAAAUAAAUGUGUAUUUUUCAAAAAUGAGGUUUUAUACACGUCAUAAUUAAUUAAGACAAAGCAGGCAACAGUAAUAAGGAAGGAGAAAACAAUGAAAAACUUAUUAAAAUUCUUAAUUAUUUUUUAAAUUACAUAUCUUGAUUUUGUCAACUAAUAAAGCUGGUGGUGCCCUAAGCAUGUGCUUAUUUUUCCUUAAUUCUGCCCUGGUGAGGCCAGCAGAACAAACUCCUUGAUUGUAUACCACUCAUGUAUAGGGCCGAGUAGUAGUACUCAAAAAUGUCAGAAAGGUAGAUAUUUCAUUCUUUGAUUGAUGUCCUGGUUGUCGCCCCUUACGCUCUUAAUGCCACUGUCUGAAACACUUUCAGCACAUACAGAUGAUAACUGCUUCGUAAAUAUAUUGUUAUGUUAUUGUCAUUAUGGGAAAGAUUAUAAUGUCCGCACUCCAUGGAAAACAGUCAUGUUUCGCUUUUAUUAUGAAACUAGAAAUUGGUCUAUAAAUAUGAAUUUUGCCUCUAGUUUGACAAGAUGUUAAACUCCCCUGACAGUUGGAAAUGGAAAUAAAACAGUUGGGCCAAAAUUCACAUAUCACACUGUAUGUCAUAUGCCUUUUCUUUUAGCUGAAUUGGUGCAGGUCAGUAGGAUGUUAAACCCCAUUUCAUUUUAUCAAUUUUGAAAUUAUAUUUACUUCCGAUACAUCAUACCGGUGCUAAAAUUUCUGUUAAAUAAAGCUACCAACAGAAAAUGACCUUUUUGAAAAUUUAACAAAUGUGACCUGAAAAUGGCAUCAAAAUGAUAAGAGUCUGUAAUUAAAUGGGAUUUAGCAUUUCUACUUGUGACUUUCAGGGGAUUUUAGAACAUUGAGUUCAACUUUUUACACGAGAUUUGUGAUGUUACGAGUUGACAUGAAAGAAAUGUAAGACAGUGUUACAAGUUGAUACAGAGAUAUUUGCCGACAUUGAUAUUUGCAAACAUCUUAAUGUCAUCUUGGAGCAUGAUUUGUAUAAUGAAAAAUGGACUAAAACUUGAUUCUGCAACUUUAUAUCAAAUCACAUAGUACCAUGUAUGUUGUUACUUGCAUGUCAUUUUCAUUUUCAUUGAAAUUUUCAUUACUGGUACAUAAUUUUCCCAGUUGCCAUGUUUGAUCACUAAUCUACAAUUCAUGUAACUAAAUAUCCAUAUUAUUAUAAUGAUGUUGAUGUUAAUAUUAACUAUAGGUUAUAUGUGUAUUACAUAUGUUGUUACGUGUUGUCACUCACUGUAAAUAAAGCCGAAAAUAAAAGUAGAACCAUCCACUA